AUGGCCGCACCACCUAAGACGACACUAACUGCAUUUUCCCUGCUUUGCCAAAAUGACGCAUUUGCAAAAACAUUACUUUAUGUUGACGUACCCCGCUACUAUACAUGGAACGUGUCGUCGAAAGAAUGGAAACGUCGUUUACAAGGCACACCUGUCGACGGCUGGCCAGGUGUGAAGGCAGGAGAUGCUCUUGGGCGCAUUUACACAGUGCAUGUUAGUAACUUCGAAUGUUACUGUUUGCGAAUGCUGCUGAAUGUAGUACAGGGCCCCACUAGCUUUUUGGAUCUAAAAACAGUUGACGGCCAAGAACUUGAAACUUUUCGACAAGCGUGUGAGAAGUUGGGGUUGUUGGAAGAUGACAACCACUGGGAUGCCACAAUGGAAGAGGCAGUGCUGUGUCGCUCUCCUUCGCAAAUAAGAGAACUAUUUGCAAUAUUGAUAUGCACUUGCGGUUUAUCCAAUCCUCUUCAACUAUGGGAUAAGUAUAAAUCUGCAUUAUCGAAGGAUAUCUUGCAUAGAUUUGAAAGGAUGGAUCAAGUUAACAAUGAUCUAUGUUUCAAUGAAGCACUGAGACAUAUAGAGGACAAAAUAAUAACGAUUUCCGGUAAGAAAUUGUCUGACUUCGGUAUGCCUACACCAGAGCGUCGAGGAGAGUUGUCGACCGAUUUGAUCAAAGAGCUAAGCUACGAUAUUGCUUUAUUAGACGCUCAGGUCAGCGAAACUGAACCACGCCUGCUACCCGAACAAAAAAACAUUUAUAACAAAAUAUUACAACGAGUUGAGCUUGACAAAGGCGGCCUUUUCUUUCUUGACGCCCCGGGCGGUACAGUUAAAACAUUUUUGCUUAAUUUGCUUCUAGCAAAAAUUCGUAAGGACCGUAAAGUUGCAUUAGCGGUGGCUUCCUCUGGGAUCGCUGCAAUAUUGCUGAGCGGUGGACGAACGGCACAUUCGGUUUUUAAAUUACCUCUUAAUCUGGCGAGCGAAGAAACCCCAACGUGCAACAUCAGUAAGAGCAGUGCCCGUGGCGCCCUCUUGCAACAAUGUAUGCUGAUCGUGUGGGACGAGUGCACUAUGUCACACAAACGCGCCAUUGAGGCGCUUGAUCGCUGUCUACAAGAUAUUCACAGCAAUCGAAAGUUGAUGGGUGGUGUGGUAGUGUUAUUGGCAGGGGAUUUUAGACAGACUUUACCUGUUAUCGAGAGAGGCACUGCAGCAGAUGAAAUUAACGCAUGUCUAAAAGCCUCAUAUCUGUGGUCUAAAGUUGAAAAGCUUUAUCUUACCACUAACAUGCGAGUCCAGUUAUUCAGCGAUGUCGAAUCAGGAGCAUAUGCUCAAAAACUGCUAGAAAUUGGUGAAGGCCACCUAAACACCGACCAAGAAGGUAUGGUUCUUUUCACACAGCAAUUUUGUCAUGCUGUGGAGACAGAAAACGAACUUAUUGAACAAGUUUUUCCGAAUCUGCAACAAAAUAUUCUUGACGAAAAUUGGUUGUGUGAAAGAACCAUAUUGGCACCAAAAAAUGAGAUUGUUGCGAAAAUAAAUAAAAAAAUCUUGGCCGAAAUAAACAGCGAAACAUCAGUGUAUAAUUCCAUUGACACAGUUAUGUCAUCCGAUGACACUACAAGUUAUCCCGUAGAGUUCCUAAACUCUUUAGAGUUGUCCGGGGUGCCAUCACACAAGUUGGAAUUUAAAG
Danaus plexippus (monarch butterfly) is the source of this 1693-nucleotide messenger RNA. RefSeq lists its product as uncharacterized. The annotation marks the transcript as partial. Lineage: Eukaryota; Metazoa; Arthropoda; Insecta; Lepidoptera; Nymphalidae. The transcript has a single exon. The record is from RefSeq and is a predicted model, not a curated record. Gene Ontology annotation, molecular function: DNA helicase activity. Gene Ontology annotation, biological process: telomere maintenance; DNA repair.